AGACCUUAAAACACCAAGGAUGGGAAGCCCCGCGCUCUCUGCCCUCCUACCUUUGCUGCUCACCCGAGCUUGGGCCUUUACCCAGGUCCGCUCAGGCACCCAUUCCUUGCAGUUUUUUGCCACCGCCGUGAACCAGCCAGGUUUGAGGAAGCAUUCCUUUGUCUUUGUCGGCUUCGUGGACGACACACAGUUCCUGUGCUACAACAAUCAGGGGAAAAGUCAGAGAAUGGAGCCUCGCGCGCAGUGGGUGAAACAGAUGGGGCCGGAGUAUUGGGAGCGGCAGACCAGAACCGUCAAGGACAUUGAGAAGAAUUCCCUAGUGAACUUGCGGGAGGCCAUGGGCGUCUACAACCACAGCAAGGAUGGCUCUCACGUCUUUCAGUGUGUGUCUGGCUGCGAAGUGGGGCCAGAUGGACUCUUCCUCCGUGGGCAUGAGGAGCACGCAUACGACGGCCGCAAUUACCUCGCCCUAAAUGAGGACCUGCAUUCCUGGACCGCAGGCGAUGUGCCAGCGCAGAUCACGCUGCGCAAGUGGGAGGAGACCGGUGUCUCCGAGCAAAGGCGAUCCUACUUGAUGGGCGAGUGUGUGGAUUCACUCCGCACAUACCUGGAGAUAGGGAAGGAGACUCUGCUAAGAGCAGAUCCUCCAAAAGCACAUGUGGCUCAUCACCCCAGACCUGAAGGUGAUAUCACCCUGAGGUGCUGGGCCCUGGGCUUCUACCCUUCAGACAUCAUCCUGACCUGGCAGCGGGAUGAAGAGGACCUGACUCAGGACAUGGACCUCGUUGAGACCAGGCCUGCAGGGGAUGGAACCUUCCAGAAGUGGGCAGCUAUGGUGGUGCCUUCUGGAGAGGAGCAGAGAUACACAUGUCAUGUGCAACAUGAGGCACUAACUCAGCCCCUCCUUCUGAAAUGGGACUCUUCUAAGCACACCAUCCCGAUCAUGGGAAUCACUGCUGGCCUGGUUCUCCUUGGAGUUGUGUUCACUGGAGCUGUGGUUGCCAUGGUGAUGAGGAAGCGGAGAGGGUCCCACACUGUACCUCAGGCUGGGCUGGAACUCACUAGUUAGCUGUGAAUGUUAAUCUUCAUUGUCAGCCUGAUUGGAUUUAGACUCUCCCAGGAAAUGUCUGUGAAGGUGUUUCCAGAGAAGAUGAAUCUGAGGCAGGGAGAGCUGCACUGAAUGUUUUGGGGGCCCAGACUGAAGACAUGCGAGGAAGAGGAGAAAGCUAGGUGAGAGCCAGCAUCCCCACACUCUGCUCCUGAUGAGUUGAGAGAUGUGAGUCCAGUCACAUGCACCAGCUGCUGUGAACUCCACCAUGCCUUCCCAGCCAGGAUGAGAUAGAUGUACCUUCUUAAGUCAAAUCCCAAAAUAAAUCCUUCUUGCCUUGUUGA
Molecule: messenger RNA, 1392 nt
Organism: Grammomys surdaster
Lineage: Eukaryota; Metazoa; Chordata; Mammalia; Rodentia; Muridae
Product: popy Class I histocompatibility antigen, A-1 alpha chain-like
Exons: 6
Coding region: 20-1069 (349 amino acids)
Biological process (GO): positive regulation of T cell mediated cytotoxicity; immune response; antigen processing and presentation of endogenous peptide antigen via MHC class Ib
Cellular component (GO): external side of plasma membrane
Molecular function (GO): peptide antigen binding; signaling receptor binding
Source: RefSeq, a predicted model, not a curated record